Messenger RNA from Mya arenaria, 1695 nucleotides. RefSeq names its product 3-[(3aS,4S,7aS)-7a-methyl-1,5-dioxo-octahydro-1H-inden-4-yl]propanoyl:CoA ligase-like. The record is from RefSeq and is a predicted model, not a curated record. The transcript is spliced from 2 exons. Lineage: Eukaryota; Metazoa; Mollusca; Bivalvia; Myida; Myidae. Bases 1 to 1695 code for a protein of 564 amino acids.
AUGGCGAAAUUGAGUUAUGCGUCAAAACCGAAAACUAGUCCGUAUAUUUACAAAACGUUUGUGGAUACUUUAUGUGAGCUGGCUAAAGAUGAACCAGAGAGAACAGCGUUCAUAUUCUACGAUUUAAACCACGUACGUUCAUCUCUAAGUCGACAAGAGCUGCUAGACAGGGCUACCGAGUCUGCAAAGAAAUUUGUGAAAAUGGGCCUGGUAAAAGGGACUACUGUCGGUGUUUGCAUGAAUAAUUCAUUGGAGAUGUUGAUUUUGAAUAUCGGCAUCAUGAUAGCUGGUGGAAUUCCUUUCUUCUUUCAAACUAACCUGAAAGACGGAAGUGACGUCAAGGAUAUCUUUAAUUUGCUUGGUGGAGAGUUAUUGAUCACGGACGCUGGCCCCGGUGAUGAAAACUGGAUGAUUAUUGACAAAGUUUGGCCUUUUAAUGAAGACAAAUGUUCAUUGAUACCCUCUUUAAAAACUAUUUUGUUCAAUGGAAAGGAGCAACCUGAUAUAAAUUCAACAAUGCGAAAGAGUGUUGCGGAUUUCCUCGCUGCAGAUAUUCCGGACGGCGUAACAUUUCCACAGAUUCAACCUGAGGACACACUGGCAUACUUUUGCACGUCCGGCUCUACUGGAAGUUCAAAGGUGGUUACUGUAACACAUUACGGGGUGAUGAACUGGACCGAACGGAUGAGUGAGCGGUUUGGCGUUACUAAACACUCCGUUUGGUUUUGCGAUCGCACUUUCGGUUGGCUUGUUGGCUUCCCACGGACAUACCUCACGGACGGGACGACGCGAGUUUUUGUAGAUACGCGAAUGACGAUUGAUGGCCGAAACGUAGGGUUUAUUGCUGAUAUUAUUGAGAAAGAAGGAUGCGACCUCGUUUACCUUCCAAAUUAUAUUGCAGUAGAUAUGUUAGGUCGACCAGAACUUGGACACAAAUUCAAGAAGGUUGUGCUUAUUCAGAUGGCCGGUGAACGCAUCACUAAAGCUGUCGUGGAUAAGUUGCAGAAGGUUUUCAAUUGUAAGCGAAUAAUGUCGAACUACGGUAUUACUGAGAUGGGAGGUGUAAGCACCUACAUCACAACCGAAAGUUCUGGAGAAUUCGAGGAUGGUAUAAUAGGCGAACCUUUAGAUGGUUUAGAGAUGAAAAUAGCAGACGACACUGGGUCUGUUGUUCCGGUCGGAAUCCAAGGCGAAUUGCUCACCCGCGCGACCUGGAAGUUUGCUGGAUAUCGAGGCUUAUUAGGUGAUCCGUCUGGAGGCACCGUCGACGCCUUAGGUUGGUUCCAUACUGGCGACAUUGCUCAUUUGCGUCCCGACGGAAAUUUCGUCAUCGACGGUCGUUUCAAAGAGUUUGUGUCAAUAGGCUCGAUGAAAUUUUUUCCUUGGUCUGCUGAGAAAAUAUUGAAAACGUGCCCGGGAGCUGCAGCAGCAUUCGCCGUCGGUGUUCCUGACAAACGUUUAAAACAGGUCAUUUGCGCGUGCGUAGUUCCAAUACCGGGAGCAGGACUGACGGUAGAGCUUUUGAAGAGUUUUUGCUCUGAGAAGUUUGUGGAAGAUUCAAUAGGACCAGCAGUCGGUCUAAAGCCAAAAUACCAUAUACUGCUGGAAACUGUACCCUUGCUGGCAUCGGGAAAAAACAACAGGAGAAAACUAGCUGAAAUUGCGAGAGAAAAACUAAAUCUAUCUGACAUUUAA